This is a messenger RNA of Ziziphus jujuba (common jujube), 3652 nucleotides long. RefSeq names its product putative disease resistance RPP13-like protein 1. The record is from RefSeq and is a predicted model, not a curated record. Gene Ontology annotation, molecular function: ADP binding. Gene Ontology annotation, biological process: defense response to other organism. Lineage: Eukaryota; Viridiplantae; Streptophyta; Magnoliopsida; Rosales; Rhamnaceae. The transcript has 2 exons. The coding region runs from base 62 to 3052 and encodes 996 amino acids.
CUUAAAUCAAAAUUUUCAGCUUCUGUUUGCCUUUCUCAGUGUCCAAUAAAUACAUAUUUGUAUGCAAACAUCAGCUGUUAAUUCUGUGCUCGAUGACGCAGCGGUGAAGCAAAACACCAACCCAAACAUCAAGCAGUGGCUGGACGACCUUGAAAAUGCUUCCUACGAUGCAGACGAUCUGUUGGAUGAGAUUGAAACUCAUGCUCUGCAAUCUAGAUUAAAAGCUGAAUCAACAAAGUCGUCCAAAGCAAGUAAGUUAUUCAAACAUUCUAUUUCCAUUUCUGUCCGUUCAUAUGAUCGAGAUAUGAAGAAGAAGCUGGAGGAGAUUCUUCAAAGGUUGAAAUUUCUUGAAGAACGAAUAUAUGUGCUUGGUCUUAUAAAGGGUGUUGGCGAAAAACCAUCACCAAGACCACCGACCACAUCUUUGACAGAAGAAUCUGAGGUCUACGGUAGAGAUGCUGAUAAGGAGGCCAUAAUCAAGUUGUUGCUUACACAUGAUGAUCAUGAGGGUAGGAAUAAGGUGUCUGUGAUUCCAAUAGUAGGCAUGGGUGGCAUUGGCAAAACAACCCUUGCUCAAUCAGUAUACAACGAUCAUGCAGUUGAGAAGCACUUUAACUUCAAAUCAUGGGUUUGUGUUUCUGAAGAGUUUGACAUUUGCAAGGUAACGAAAACAGUCCUCUGUGCUGUAACUAAGUCUCAUUCUCAUUCUUAUGAUGACUCAAACUUGGAUUUGCUUCAAACUACGUUGAAAGAGGGGCUAACCGGAAAAAAAUUCUUAAUUGUUUUAGACGAUGUGUGGAACGAGGAUUAUAUUGAUUGGAAGAAAAUGUGUACACCUUUUAAUUAUGGGGCUCAAGGAUGUAAGAUUAUUGUAACAACACGCAAUGAAAAAGUUGCAGACAUCACGGGCACUAUUCCAACUCAUUAUCAUCUUGAGCACUUGAAAGAUGAAGAUUGCUGGAAACUGUUUGAAAAGCAUGCAUUUGACAAAAUUAGAGAUUCUGGUGUAUGUCAAGUCCUGGAAAAAAUUGGUCGAGGAAUUGCCAAGAAAUGCAAUGGCUUGCCCUUAGCUGCAAAAUCACUUGGAGGCCUCUUGCGCUCUAAAGAAGAUAUCAAUGAAUGGGAAAGAGUAUUAAAGAGUAAGAUUUGGGAUUUUUCAUAUAAAGAGACUAAAAUUCUACCAGCUUUGUUGUUAAGCUACAACUACCUUCCAUCACACCUAAAGCGAUGUUUUGCUUUUUGUUCAAUGUUCCCCAAGGACUAUGAAUUCCAGAAGCAUGAAUUGGUCUUAUUGUGGAUGGCAGAAAAUCUUUUGCGUCAAUCAAAAAGAGAUAAGAGAAUGGAAGAUAUAGGUGAUGAAUAUUUUAACGAGUUAGUGUUAACAUCAUUUUUCCAAAGAUCAAGUAAAGUUAGUGUAUCUUCCUGGAAAUCUUUCUUUGUGAUGCAUGAUCUUGUUCAUGAUUUAGCCAGAUAUGUAUCCGGGGAAUAUUGUUUUACAUUAGAAGAUGGCAACUCAAAUGAAAAGGCGAUGAGGGUGCGUCAUCUAGGAGUUGCAACAGUUGUUUCCUUACAGAGAUUUGGUACUAUUUCUGAAUCAACUCAUUUGCGCACACUUUUACCAUUAGACGGUUAUCCAUUUUGUUACUUAUUCAAUGAAGUAGUGAACAACGUAAUUUUGAAGUUGAGGUGUUUGAGAGUAUUGUCAUUGUUUGGUUGUACAAAUUUGAGGCAGUUAAGUGAAUCAAUUGGUGAACUAAAGCAUCUUCGUUUCCUUAAUCUCUCUGAAACUUCAAUCAAAAGAUUGCCCAAUUCUGUGUGUAAGUUGUACAAUUUACAAAUUUUAAAUUUAUCAAGGUGUCGUGAACUCAUUGAGUUGCCUGAAGAUAUGCAUCAUCUUAUCAACUUGAGGCAUCUUGAUAUCAGUUAUUGUUUUAAUUUAGUAGAGAUGCCAAGACAAUUGAGUAAAUUGAAGAGUCUCCAGACGUUGACAUAUUUUGUUGUGGGAAAAGAUAAUAAGACAAAGAUAGGAGAGUUGAGGGAGCUUUCAGAUCUCCAUGGAGAACUUCACAUUAGAAAUUUACAGAAUGUCCCAAGUGCUGAGGAUGCAUUGGAAGCCAAGUUGAUGGACAAAAACAAUCUUGAGGCGUUGCGGUUGCAUUGGAAUGGCAAUUCUAAUGAUUCAAAUCAUGACGAAGAAGUACUUAAAAAUCUAUUGCCGCACACGAAUUUGAAAAUGCUUUACAUACAUGGAUAUGGAGGUCCUUCAUUCCCAAACUGGUUAGGUGAUGUAUCAUUCUGCAACACAGUCUAUAUACAACUUGGCAAGUGUAAAUAUUGCAAGUGCUUGCCACCACUUGGACAGCUACCCUCCCUCAAAACUCUGUAUAUUGAUGGACUUAGUGGAGUGGUGACUGUGGGUGCAGAGUUUUAUGGGAUUAAUGGUUCUAAUUCUGCGAGAAAGGCAUUUGCAUCACUGGAAUUUUUGGGUUUCCGUGAUUUGGCAGCCUGGGAAGAAUGGUGUUCAGUUGGAGUUGACGAUGGUGAAAUCUUCCCUAAACUCCAAGAACUUGAAAUAGUUAGGUGUGACAGGUUAAGGUCUGUUGAUUGGCCUGUAAACCUGCCAUGUCUAACAAAGCUUCAAAUUAUAUGUCCUAGCAGUGGCAGUGAGGUUCUUGUUUCAUCACUCCCAAGGACUCCGGCUAUCCGUCACUUGGAUUUAAGCAAGUGUGAACAACUAGAGGUACGGGGAUUGCCACAAACAGUGGAAACGAUUAGUGUUGGAGGAUGUAGAGGUGUAGAAUCAUUGAUGAAGGCAUUAAGAGAGAGCCAAACUUGUAGUCUUCAAAGCCUAUGUAUCAAUGAUUGUUCUUUGCCUAUAUCCUUGCCUACAGGGUGUCUCCCUGCUACCCUGACACAACUGCGAAUCCAUAAUUGUGAGAAAUUAGAAUUCCCAAUGCACCAUGACUCACUCAAAACAUCUCUUCAAAGGCUUUCCAUAUCAAAAAGUUGUGGGGGUUCACUUAUAAAUAUGGUUUUCCAACUUUCUUCAUAGUUAGGUUGUCUCUUCAUUGUCUGCUCUUCGGAUAGUCAUCUUUUCUGUUAGAAGUUUAACAACAUCACAGUUUUAUAUAUAACUAAAGAAGGUGAUACCAUUGGCUUAUAUAUUUAUUUAUUUUCUUACAAAUAUUGUUGAUAUUUUUGAGAUCUGGAUAUAUAAAACGUGCUCUAACCAAUAUUUUUCUGAUUGAUAAAUAGAUUGAGGGCAUCAUUAUGAUUGAAUUCUUAAUGCUAAGACAUAUUUGUAGGUUCAAACUCCUUAAACAUCCAUUCAAUUCUUGGUGCGGUACAUUUCUAAAUGAAUAUGGAAUGUUGCAGAAGACAUAUUGGAUGAGAAUUCACAACAAAGCUUUUGUCUUCCUUCAUGCUCUUCCUCAUUUAUUUUGGGUUCAUGUGUUCACAAAUCCUGCAAGAUGGCAACAAGUGCAAAUAAAAUUUUCAAAUUCUGAGUUUACUUGUUUGGGAAAUUUAGAUAUUUGUGCAUGCUACAUUUGCAAAUACUAGUUAUUUCUAAUUAUGGUGUUGUAUUAAGAAUUAUUAGUUUUACAUUUACAUAUAUCAUGGAUAUUAAUGAUGAUUUAAAGACUUUAGUUCA